This is a messenger RNA of Aspergillus glaucus CBS 516.65, 9714 nucleotides long. Its product is annotated as putative fermentation associated protein (Csf1). Bases 1 to 9714 code for a protein of 3237 amino acids. Gene Ontology annotation, cellular component: membrane. NCBI's taxonomy places the organism in Eukaryota, Fungi, Ascomycota, Eurotiomycetes, Eurotiales, Aspergillaceae. The transcript is spliced from 3 exons. The record is from RefSeq and is a predicted model, not a curated record. Gene Ontology annotation, biological process: fermentation.
AUGGCAAGCGAUAGCACGAGCUUGACAACGUUGUCCUUGACUCCGGAUCCGAGCUUCAACUGGUUCUUCCUUCUCGAACUUAUCGUAUCCUGCCUCUUAGUCUUGUUUUUCCUACUUUACUUCAACCGUCUCUUCGCGACGCUCCUAUCGUACGGCAUUCGCGCUUACACCUGGCAUUAUUACCGCGCCUAUGUCGACAUCCAUGCGCUUCAGGUCUCUUUGCUUGGAGGGAGAAUCUUUUUCAAAGGUCUUCGAUACCACGGGUCGAACGAAACUAUCUUCAUACACGGCGGAUUCAUAACGUGGCACUAUUGGAAGCACACCGUAAAGCGAACAGAAUUAUCGAACUUCAAGGGCACCGAGGCGCAAUCGGAAAAUGGACGGGGAAGCUCUGCGCAGAAUGAUGGGGGCAGUGACGGCCAUAACACUGGACUGGGAGAGCAAGGGGGAAUGAAGAAAACAGAUACGCUUCCCUGUCGGAUCACCGCGAAGUUCUAUGGUUUGGAAUGGUUCAUCUAUAACAGGACCCCGGCGUAUGACAGCAUCCUUGCCGGCUUCAACGUUCCAACUGAUAACGUUUCUUCGCCCCCUUCGCUCUUAUCAGUCGUGCCACAGAACGAGCAGCAUGCGGAAAAGGGCCCAGCCGGUUCUAAGGAGAAAUCCAACGCGCCCAGCAUCUCGUCACUAUCCAGGUCUAAGCGGGACUGUAAUGAUGCUCCUGGAAAUACUCGCGGACAUGGCUUAGAUGACAACGAAAGAAGUGAUACUGAGGGUGAAGCCGCUUCGAGUCAAGAGAUAGGAGACUCUUUAUCCAAAUUGCUCCAUCUUCUCCCCUUGAAACUGGUUUGCGACAAAGGCGCAAUUGUUAUGGGAAACCAACAUACAACAUCUGUUCUGACCAUAACUUUUGAUGGCGCUACAGGUUCUGUCGAAGCUUGCGAUGCUGGACCUUUGGACCUUUACCGACAGAUAUUCUCUUUCCAGUUUAGCCACCCGAUCAUCCAGAUGCGACCUAACCCUGAUUACAAGCAGAACCAGCUUGUGGCUGCGAAAAUAUUAAGCUCGGCUGAAGAUGACCUGGGUAGGGCGAAGCGCAAAAGAGACACCAUCUUCAACUACCAACGUCAAAAGCGCAAGGUCUGGCAUAGUGUUCGCGACCUUAUCCCGUAUUUUCAAAGGUCUGUGGAAUCUUUCCAUGUGCAAGACAAGAAUGCCGAUACACUGCCAAAAGGUCAACAUGAGGCUCCUAGCGACUUUCGAUGGGCCGGUCUUUCUCGCUACUUGGACGAAAGCAGCCAGGAUAAUCAUGAAGAGUGGAAUGCUGUCGAAUAUGGUAGAUUCUCCACCAUUUUGGACACCCCCAGUAUGGUAGUGAGCUAUUUCUGGGAUAUUCCUGGCUGUGUUCCUCCAUCACAUGCCAGUCCAGCUUCCUCAGUACGAAGGCCUUCCCCGGAUAUCAAUGGGGCUCCGCCUCCCGAAUGGGGUAUUGAUGUCAAAAUCGAAGGUGGCUCUAUCAACUACGGGCCUUGGGCUGACCGGGAACGCGUUGGUUUACAAAACGUGUUCUUUCCGAAUUUCUAUCGAAGCUCCAACCCAUCUCAACCGUUGACUGUGGGCGAUCUGAGACGGAACUCUAUUUUCAAAUUUCGCAUAGAACUUAGUGACGAGACAACUCUUCGCAUCCCUACAAGGGAGCAGUCUAAGGACUGGCAAUGGAAAGGCCGAGGCAAUACAAUCAAGGGAGCUUCGAAAGUGAGGGAACAGCAAAGGAGACAAUCGAGGAACAAAGAAGGCGACAAAGGUCACAUCGGCCCAGAUAUCCGUCCCUUCGGGUGGCUUUCCCUACGGGUGGCCGGCGAUUCUACGAUCAGUUAUACUAUGGACAUGGCUGGUACAGGUGCAGAGUUUAAUAACCAACUCGACUUGGACCUCCGGGAGUCACGCAUGUCAUCCAGUGUCAACCACGGGUUGUUAUGGCAAUGCCCCCGGCAGCUCGUUACCUGUGAUCUUUCCACGCCACUGACCUGGAACGACAUUCGGACAUGGAAGUUCGACGUUGAGAGUCAAGAUAUGGAGCUUUUCCUGCUGCGAGACCACAUAUUUCUUCUCACAGACCUUGUUUCUGAUUGGGGCUCUGGACCACCACAGGACUAUCAUACCUAUGUGCCGUUCAUUUACAAGAUGGGUCUUUCGUUUUCGAAUGUCAAGUUAUUUGUCAAUGUCAAUGACAUGAACAUAAUCAGUAACCCCUCUGACCUGGAAGACAACCGUUUUCUGCUGAUCAAUGGUCACGAGUUGAGGUCGGAUGUCACGAUCCCGUUCAACAAGUUCAAACCAGAGCAGAAAGCAAUCAGCUUCAAUGUCAAUCUCAGAGAUGGUUCUAUCGACUUUCUGACACCGCUGUGGGACACAUUCCACUCCUUUUUGCAGGAUCAAUCGACAGCUACUCUCGAGAACCUAUCUAUUGAUGGGAGUUACAACUACUAUCUCGCCACUUCGUCCGAAUUGACAGACACACUGUUACUGAACAUUGAUGGAUUCUCGCCCAAAAUGUACUUGUUUGGGUUUUUGAUUCGAUAUUUCAUGACAGUCAAGGAAAAUUACUUCGGGGAAGACAUGCAUUUCAAAACUCUCGAAGAAUUUCAAGAGCUAGCAUAUGUCGAAAAGCCGCCAAAUUCGCAGCACGGGGUCAACCCAAAUCGAAAAUCAAACGACCUCGAUGUGAUUGUCCACGUCUCUGUCGAUAGCCCUUGUGCUCUCCUUCCCGAGGGCAUUUACGAUCACUCGAAAUGUGCGAGGCUCACAGCUGCAUCCCUAGAAGCGGACCUGAGAUUCACGAACUACUACAUGGAUCUGCACUUCACGCUUGCGCCUUUAAAGGCUUCUCUGCAAUCGUGUCAAGCGGAAGGUCCUCCUGUCAUAUCUGAGCCUCAACUUUUUAUUGAAGGUUUCACGGUCCAUGGCCAUCGGCUAUUCGGUCUGCCGCCUGCAGAGCCAACAUACGUUUGCAACUGGGAUUUUGGCAUAGGGCAAAUAGUCGGCGAAUGCUCUCCAGAAUUCUUGAGUUGCCUGUUUGCUGGCUUGCAGGGCUUUGACAUGACCUUUGAUAACGAAGAAAACGCCCUUCCUCCACUGGCACCACUCGCCCUCUACGAUGUGACUUUCUUACGGGCCAAAGUUGACCAGAUCCAUGUGUCCGUACUUCUAGAGCAAACGGCGUUCAUUCUCAGCUCGGGACCUCUAACAGUAUCUUUCAAUGAUUGGGCUGACAUGCUGUUUUCGAAACGUAUGAAGCUUCUCCUCCCAGAUCUUUCAAUAGCUGCAGUUGACCGCAAGUCUGUUGCUCAUGCCCCGAAACUACCGUCGAUCACAGUUGCACCCUUGGCACUCUUUCAAGCGACCAUAAAGCUGAGGAUGGCUCAGCGAAAUAGCGACAUUAGCGAGGGUCGAAGAUUGCAACAAGAGCAUAUUAAGGUCCAUGAUAAAAGAACACAGAGGACCCCAUGGCUUCUGCUCGAAUGGGAAAGCCUGGGUCCGAAUUCGUCGUUUACAAGCAAUGAUUCAAUGGAACCUCCUGCCAUCGCUAUACCUUCAAUGCCAGAACCCAUCGCGAAAGGGUGCCGACUUGGCUCACUAUCCAUGUCGUAUCGCCCAGGGACCAGAAGCAAUGCGAGCUCUAAAAGCUUUCUUGUCGACUUCGAUAACUCUAGUUUGAGGAGUGCCAGGAAGAGAAGGAACCGGGACACGCCAAGCUUAGCCUCCAGAGAUGGUAUGACUCAGAGGAACGAAUCCUCUGCUCACGGAGAGGAUCAAGACUUGAGAUACCCACCAAGAACAGCUGGAAGCGAUAGGAACCCUGCAACUGGCGUCUUCAUAAGAGGAGCAACUCCAGCCACCUCGACAAAACCUCCUAGCUCGUGGGCUAUGCCAGCUUUUUCACUCUACAAAGUUGCUUUUGAUACAUCGCAGCUUCCUACACGUCAAGUUACCAGUGAAGAAGAUGGGAAAGAAUAUGUGCCUGGAACAAAUCUGGACCCUUUCUUCUCGCCGUUUGGAGGUGACAAGACAACCGAUACAAGCCUUGCUUGUGAAUUUCCUACUGGCGUGAAAGGAUUCUGCACACCGGAAUUUCUUCUUAUGCUAUCGGCGUUGACAAAGGAGCUGCAACCCAAGCACCCCGCUGAGAUCAUUGACUCACUUCAGAGAGAAGUCGUGUCCGAUAUUGUUGGGUACCUUAAGGAAUUGAAUAGGCCGAAGAAGUCGACCAGUCUUGCGGUUAGGGUCCCGAUAAUACUUUUCAAGCUUGCCAAUGCUUCCGAAACGUCCAAGGAUCCUCGGCCCAGCUUCUUAGAUGAGUACAAUGUCGAGAUAUCUAACCUGAGAACGGAAUUCCGAACGAAAGUCGAACGGCAGAAAGGCGAUCUUCUUUCCGGGGUCACGCAAAGCAUCACUGUUCAUGCGGCAGCGCAAACCCUUUCGGUCUCUAUCAACGGCGACCGAACUGAUGCGUAUCAGGAAAGAGCUGAACUGAGCUGCUUGCUACGCGACAUGGAUUUCUGGCUUGUCACGGCUCCGUCUGUGCGUUCACAUUUACAGAUGCGAGGUUUCGAUACAGUAACAUCGACGAAAUCAGUGGAGCACCUUGCUUCUCUCGUUCAUCGGACAACGACCAUGCUUGAUUCAGCAACGUCAGCAUUUCAGCAUAGCUCGUCAUUAGAGGAAAAGCGCUUGCGAUUCCUUAUUUAUUCCAUCUCUCAGGAAGCAGCUGGUAUUGCGGAUCCGGCAUUCCUCACGCGCAUUUCGUACGUCUUGCGAGUUGUACCCACGCACUUCCGGCAGCAUGAUUCCUGGAAGAUCAUCUCCCGUGUCCGGAAUGUGUACAAUCAUCUUCCGUCAGACAAGCAACAGGCGCUCAUCUCCCAAUGUCUAGACGACGACAUUUCGCUGCCUGAGAAUGCGAAAUCACUUAUGUAUUCGACUUUCGAUCAAUGGCGUGCAUGGGACUUGGCUCAUGUUGAGAAAAGCUACAUCAUGCGAAAGAUCUGGAAUGACUUCGAGUAUACUCCAGGAGCCCCUCAAGAAUCGACCUUUUUGUCGCUGGCCGUGGGCAUGUUCCGAUUCUCUAUUGACCCAGGGCCGAAAGAGAGUGAUUUUAUAGUCGAGAAUAUGACGACUGCAAUAUCCGUUGGUUCUCGAAAUGACGACUCCUCGGGAGUCGUGAAGUCGACGAACGUCGUUAAUGUGGAAUCCUACUGUUCUUCUUCCUCUCUCCAUCUACGAUGGGAGAUUGUCGAUCUUAUCGAGGGAGUGUUGAAAGCCAUUUCGUCUGUUACAUUUGAGUCGGCCCCAUCUGUCGAACCUCCAAGUGACAAAGCGGAGGAAGAGACCGAGCUUCACAUUGUUCUUGGUACUGAUGCUGGCUCCGUGAUACUUGAUGGUAUAAACGUCGAGCUAGCGUUGAUCGGAAAGUCGCUGAGAGCUUCAGUGGCUCAAUCGCAAAGCCCGGACAAGAAAAGUGAUUUAUGUCUGCUCCUUAGUGCGGAGGCUGGGUCAACCGAAAUCUCGAGCCGGUCCAGUUCCCUCAUGCUAUGGACGAUCGCCAACCCAUACGUAUAUUGCUCACACAUGUCUGAAGAAGCUGAAGCCGAAGUCAGUAACGAUUUGAAGAUCGCCGCGUCAUGCAAGAGGCUGCGAUAUGAUAUGCGGGAGGAUCCGGUGAAUCUUGCUCAUGCGGCCGACAGAAUUAUUGAGGACGAGGUCCGCCAUAUUCAUCGGAUUGCGAGAGAGGUCAAUCUCCCGUCAAGUGAUUCGAAGAAAGAAGCGAUGCCCAAGAAAUCAGGACCCAAUAAGCUGCAAAUUGCACUGUUUCUGGAUGACUAUCAACUCAGUUUUCGUCUCUUGCCGUCGUUGGUUUACACAAUAUCUGGGGAAGUAGCGCGGAUGUCUGUCAUGCCUUCAGAUAAUUCGAAGAUGGAGGUGGAUUUCGAUUUGAAGAAGAACUCCCAUAUAUUUUCGUCAAGCGACGGGGAUGAUACAUUAUCGGUCCUGGAAAUACCCCCGAUCAAUGGCAGGAUUGUGGCAAACAUGUCAUCGGAGCGCACCGAAGUGGAAGCCGACGUUACGAUUGAACUCAUCUAUUUGGAAGCGAGUGCGGUGCGGAGUCUCUUGGGUGCUUUGUCUGGGCCCGAAAUGUCUCAUCUGGUGUCCGAUGUCAAGCAAAACGUGGAAAUACUACAGGGACACCUACACGAUAUUCUUUCCCUCGAUAAACCACCUGUGCAACACAAAGAGCCAUCUACUGCCCCCGAACUUCUUUAUAAGGCUCGUUUGACAAUGGCUGGAACAAAGAUACAUGCCACUGCACCGGGACUCAAUGGAAAGGGCUAUUCUGCAGAUAUGGACUUCAGUCUUGGCAUGAUGCGCAUGCGCCUGGACAAUGGCUUCGAAAAUGGUUACCCGAUCGAAUAUCCGGAAUUCCGUGUCGAUGCGUCUCAGAUAAGCUUCGACUUGCGGAAGCAGGAAGAAUCAGGAAGCCGCUCUUAUGGUAGCUUUGCCGUUGGUACUAAGCUUGUGGGGACUUCGGUUCAACACGAGAAUGGAGAGAUCAUGCGGGCUUAUCAUUUGGACAGCAAGAAUUUCGAUGUUGAACUCUAUCCCCAGACAGCCGCGCUCGUGGUUGACAUCGCUGCUCAUCUUCAAGAACGCAUCAAGACCCUAGACUUGUCUCAUGAAGUUGAGCGCUUCAAAAAGUUGCGGCGGCGUGGCCAGACGGAGAGCAAGACCAAACCUCCAGAAAUUCCCGGGAUCCAAGUGAACGACGAACCCGAGUCUGACGCCCAAGUCUUCUUUAAUGCGAUCUACACGCUUGAUUUUUACAAUAUUCAAAUUGGAUGGAACAUGACCAGCGUAUUGUCAACCAAAUCAGGUCGUCGGCCCGAUGACCUGGUCUUUUCUAUCAAACGUGUCGAGCUGUCGAAUAAGAAAAAGAACGCAGCCAAGCUUCGAAUUGAAGACAUGCAGCUUCAGAUGGUGCCAGCUGGAAUGGACAGGCGAAAGCGAUCACUCACCUCAGCACUACUGCCUGAGCUGGUGUUCAACGUGGCAUACUCUUCGAGAGGCAAAGAAGUUCGCCUUGCGUUCCAGGCAGCUGGAAAAUCAUUGGACCUGCGAGCCACGUCUGAUUUCAUUAUCCCGGCUAGCAUGAUAAGAGACACCAUUGCGUCUGUCGCUCAGACAUUACGCGACGCCAAUUCCGUUUUGGUCAAGUCGUCUGCAGACAGCCCAGAAAGUCCAGCCAGCCCAGAAAGCCCAGACAAUACGGAGAAUACCACGCAACGGAAGCUUUUCGGAAACAGACGACUGCGGUCCGUGUUGGUCGAUGUUGACUUUGCCGGAGCUAUUGUCUCUCUACAAGGCAGGCACCUGGAUGAUCAGCAGACAAUGCUGACGGCCACGAUCAAGGGAAGCCGGUUCUCGGAGGGCAAGUACGGCCAGUAUGUUCAAGGGGAUCCGGCAGCCACUGCCACGUUGCGAGCUCCCGGAGUGGCAUUGAAGGUUCAAUUCGACGACAACGGCUUGGAUGAUCCGACCUUAAAUGCAGAGCUGAAGGUUGACGCAUCCACUAACGUUCUGUACCCGACGUUGGUGCCGCUGAUAAAACAAAUGACCGCUACUGUCAAGGAGCUCGUGGGAGAGCACGAACGACCUAGAAGGCCAUCUACUACUGCGAGGCUGCAACCGCAGAAACUCAUGCAAGAAACGACUCUGAACAGCAGAGAUCCCGACACGAUUCUUGGGCGGUGCAGAGUCAACGUGGGCCUCCUGAUCUGCAAGCAGGAAUUCAGCUUAAGUUGCCAACCUAUUGCUCGAGUUGCGGCUACGGCAAGAUUCAACAGCGUUUACGUGACGAUUAAUACCGUCCAAUCCGAUGAGCAAGGACGGUUCCUUGCGCUUUUGGUGGCGUUCAACUCCUUGGAAGCCUCUGUCAAGCACGUGUAUUCGAACGACUCAACCGCGAGCUUCCAGGUGAAGUCCAUUAUCGUGUCGCUUAUGAAUAGCAAACAUGUCAGCAACACGAAGGGUAUUUCCGCCAUGCUCAAGCUCAGCCCGGUCAAGGUGGCGCUCAGUGCGAAGCAGGUUCAAGAUCUCUUGCUUUUCCGUGAGAUUUGGGUUCCGUCAAGUGAUGAGUUUGAUUCUCAACCCACAUUCCAGUCACAGGAAACGGAAACCCAGACUUAUAUUGUCCAGAGGUAUCAACAGGUCGCUUCGACUUCUGCAUUCCCGUGGAACACUGCUAUCGCGGUGGAAAAGUUGGAGAUUCAGCUUGACCUGGGAUCUACGCUAGGAAAAGUACAGUUUGCUAUCGACGACAUGUGGCUAUCAUCGAAGAAGAAUUCUGAACGAGAGCAGACGUUGUGUGUCAAUUUUGAUACCAUAAGAAUAGACAGCAAAGGCAGGAUGAGCGGACUGGUGGAGCUUCGCACACUCAAAGUUCGCACCUCGAUCCAGUGGCCGGAUGAAGCAGCACCGGACUCGAACAAAACACCACUCAUCCAGGCUUCCAUCUCUUUCAGACAGUUACAGGCCAAAGCUUCGUUUGAUUAUCAGCCUUUCCUCGCGGCUAAGAUCGCCAUGUUCAGCUUCUUGAUGUACAACGUCCGAGGAGCGUCUGGCUCAUCGAAAGAACGACUCUUCAGUAUCCUGGAAGGAGAUCAAUUGCAGGUUUAUUGCACGACGCUGACUGUGUCGCAGUCUCUGGCACUAUUCCAGGCCUGGCAGAGGUUGGUUCAAGACAAGCAAGCGGCGUACGAGGCUUCUCUGAGGGAAGUUGAACGGUAUCUCCGAAGGAGGUCUUCAGCGGUUGCUGAAAGGGUGGAUCUCGAGGCUAGGGAGCCUACCAAGAAAUCCGAAGAGGACACCGAGAAAGCACCUAUUUCGUUGCAGACGGGGGUUGUCAUUACUAUCAAUUCUGUCUAUAUUGGCGCCUUCCCGAGCUCCUUCUUUGACAAUCAGAUCCUGAAGCUGGAAGCGCACCGUGCGCAGGCACAUUUCGAUGUAUCGCUGGAAGAGGGCAGAAUCCACAGUACGUUAGGGCUUACCUUGGGACAGCUUGACGUGGCGCUCUCGGGCAUUAGCCGGCCCGCCUACAUCGACAUCGAAGAGUUGUCCGUCAACGACAUCGAUCGCCGCGCCAACGACGCCCGCGGAGGAACAAUUCUCAAAGUUCCGCAGCUGGUCGCCAGCAUGGAGACCUGGCAAGUCCCCGGACUCCCCCAGAUCGACUAUGUCUUCCGCAGCACAUUCGAAGGCAAAGUAGACGUUGGGUGGAACUAUUCCCGCAUUAGCUUUAUCCGAGACAUGUGGGAAUCGCACUCCCGCGCGCUGGCAUCUCGACUCGGCAAGCCACUGCCGCCAUCCGCGGUGCGUAUUGAAGGUGGGCCGGGCUCCGAAGGGGCCGGAGACAAGCAUGAACAGGAGAAGAUCACGGCAGUCGUCAAUAUGCCCCAGUCGAAGUAUACAUAUGUACCCCUGAAGGUGCCCGUGAUUGAUACGCCCCAGCUGCGUGACAUGGGUGAGGCUACUCCACCGUUGGAGUGGAUUGGGCUUCAGCGGGACAAGCUGCCCAACAUCACACAUCAAAUCAUUAUUGUGACUUUACUGGAGAUUGCCAAGGAAGUGGAGGAUGCAUAUGCGAAAAUCUUGGGGUCCUCCUAA